Molecule: messenger RNA, 4869 nt
Organism: Caenorhabditis bovis
Lineage: Eukaryota; Metazoa; Nematoda; Chromadorea; Rhabditida; Rhabditidae
Source: the annotation of a GenBank genome assembly
AUGCCGCCGCGGAUCAUCAACCAUUAUAUCAUUGCGAUUGGUGUACUACUCAACGUUGUUGGCGUAUGGUGUGAGGCGGAGCCGGCGUUGGGCGCCGGCGCCAAUCCGAGUGUGCUCGCCUCGCUGGUUCGACGAUUGCCCGAUGUCGACGGCAAAAAAGAGAUACUGAUUAGCUAUUUGUCGACGGUGCCAACGCUCAGCGGCGAUAUCGAUCAGUAUCUCUCCAAUAUUUCAUCGACGAGCUCCAAAGAUCAAGACUCGAGGGAUCGAGAUAUUUUCAAUAAGAAACUGAAACAGAUCUCGCAUUGCUUCACAACCGAUUAUUACGGAUCGUUGACGUCGGGAGCGCUGGUGGCGGCGAUUGUCGAGAUCAACGCCGAUCCGUCGAUACUGCCCAAUCAUCAUUUGCGCUAUGUGUUUGGCAACACGUGCGGCAAUGAUUCGCACAGUACGCGGCUGUUCAUGGAGCAUUGGCAAUCGGGCGCGCGCGUUUUUAUUGGUCCCGAGAAGAAUUGCAAGACGGAGGCGGCGAUGGCCGCCGCGCAGAAUUUGCCGAUGAUCAGCUAUCGAUGUAACGAUCAGGAUAUUUCCAGAGAUGAUUACCAUUAUCGGACAUUUGCUCGAACGGUUCCGCCAUCCGGCGAGAUAUUCAAAGCGUUCUUCGCGUUGAUGAAAAAAUUCAAUUGGCGCAAAUUCUCGGUGGUGUACGAUGUGAAGAAGGGUCUCGCGCGGAACGAGAUGUUUGAGACGUUAAAGAGAAUGGUUGAGGAGCAAAACGAGUAUGAGGAGAAGAAGUUUGAGAUUCGGAACGCGUCUCGAAUGGAAUUCGCCAACAUCGAUAUAAACACCCAGCCGGAUCUUGAUCAAAUCGCGAAAGCUAUUGAGGAAACCAUGGAAACUACGAGAAUAUACCUCACUUUCAACAAUGUGAGAUUAUUUCGAAGGGUUCUAUCCACAAUGGGUGAUAUGGGUCUCACCGAGAAGGGCUAUAUGUUGAUCUACCUUGAUACCCAUUAUGAUUGGCUUGACGUCUACCAUGCGAUGAACAACCAUUUUUUGAGAGACACCACCAAAUACCUUCACCAUAGUUGGGAUCCGCUGAAUAUCGAUGAGCGCAAGAUGAUCGAUUACGCGCAGAGCACGAUAUCGAUCAUUCCGACGCCGGUGAAACUCAAUUCGCCCAAGUUUUUCACGUUUUGGAAGCGCGCCGCGGAUUACGUUCAUUAUUUUGGUGUGCAGAAGACGGAUAGUUUGAAUCUCAAGGGGAAUCGAAUCGCAUGCUACUUGUAUGAUGCGGUGUACCUUUACGCGAGAGCUGUCGAUGAGCUGAUCCGAAGGAAUUCGCAUGAUCCGGAAUUUGAUCCAACCGAAGACGGAUCGGCAAUUAUUGAUCUAAUUGUGAAUAAGAAGUAUACAAGCAUUCAAGGCUUCGAAAUGCGAAUCGACAACAAGGGCAACUCGCAGGGCAACUUCUCGCUUCUCACCUGGCAAAGUGUGAAGCCGAUCAUGAAUCCCGACGAUGCGAAAUACUAUCCGAUGGAUCACGCGUUGGACAUCACAUCGGUGUUCACCGCGCCCGAGAACGACUCGAGUCUGCCGACGUUGUCGUUGAAGGCGAAGACGAUCUACUGGAAGACGGGCGUCGAGCCGCCGCCGGAUGAGCCGAUUUGCGGUUUUCACGGCGAGAAGUGCAAAAAGAAUCAUUUGUUCACGUUGGCGAUUAUGGGCGCUGUCACGUUCGUCGCCGUACUUGGCAUUGUGCUCUCCGGAUUGACUUAUAGAAGUCGAAAAUUCGAAAAGGAAUUGGCAAUGAUUUGGCGAAUCGAGCCGCACGAAGUUCAUCGUGUCAUUGGGAGCAACGAGUCGACGUCGUCGCUUCUCGCCGCCGCCAGCGAGACAUCUCAAAUGUGCCAGCAUCCAUGGUUCAAUGAAGCGGAUAGUAAAGGGUCUGGAAUGCGCGGUGUCGCUUAUUAUAAAGGAACACUUUGCGCGCUGAAAGAGUAUGUUUAUGAUCGGAAGCCGAAGGAUUUGACGAGAGAUGUGAAAAUGGAGCUCAGGGUGAUGAGGCAACUCGCUCAUCCCAACAUCAACAAUUUUAUGGGCAUCAUUGUGUGUCAGACGUCGAUUUGCGCGGUUCGCGAGUUUUGCUCGAAAGGCUCGUUGCUCGAUGUGCUAAGGAAUGCGGACAUGAAGCUUGACCAUUUGUACAUCGCCUCGUUCAUUGAGGAUCUCGUCAAGGGAAUGGUGUACCUUCACGAUUCGGACGUUAAAAUCCACGGCAAUCUCAAAUCGACGAAUUGUUUGAUCACGUCGAGAUGGGCGCUUCAAAUCGCCGACUACGGAAUGCACGAUGUUCGCGAUGGCAUCAGCUAUUCGGAUGAGAAGCUGAUGUGGGAGAGCUUCUUGUGGACGGCCCCGGAGACGAUGGCGAUAUCGGGAAGAUGCAUUACUCGACUGCCGCCGACGCAGAAGAGCGAUGUGUACUCGUUCGGCAUCAUCCUUCACGAGAUAUUCACGAGAGGCGGGCCUUAUAUGAUUUGCGGCGAGUACAAGAGCAAUAAGAAGAAGAAGGAGGAGGAGAAGGAGAAGAAGGAGGCGAAAAAGAUGGCCGAGGAGAAGAGGAACGCCGAGGAGAAGGAGAGGAAAGAGAAUGCCGACGAUAAGGCGGAGUCGAAGGAUGUCAAGGAAGAGGACGAGACACCGGCGACGCCUGAACCCGAACCUGUCGAUGAGAACAAGGGCGAGAAGAUUGUGCGUCGCAUCUACAAUGAUCCGACGUUUCGGCCCGAGAUGAAAAUCAUCGAGGCGCAAAAUUAUGUGAAGGACGUGAUGACGGCGUGCUGGCAUCACGAUCCGUGUCAGCGGCCGGACUUCAAGUCGGGCAUUCGCAACAAACUCAAACCGUUGUUCACGCAGAUCUACAAGCGCAACAUCAUGGAUCACAUGAUUGUGAUGAUGGAGAAGUAUCAGACGCAACUCGAGGAUCUCGUCGAGGAGCGAACUGGCGAGUUGAGGGAAGAGCAGCGGAGGAGUCAGAAUUUGCUUCAGCGGAUGCUGCCGAGAACGGUGGCCGAUCAACUGUUGCGCGGUCACAACGUGAUUCCGGAAGCCUACCCGCCGGUCACAAUCUACUUUUCGGAUAUUGUUGGAUUCACGCGGAUCUCCGGCGAAUCGACACCAAUGGAGAUUGUGGUGUUCCUCAACAAAUUGUACACAUUAUUCGACGCGAUCAUUCGCAAAUAUGAUGUCUAUAAAGUCGAGACGAUUGGCGAUGCUUAUAUGGUGGUGUCUGGUGUGCCGAAAUACAACACGGUCGAAUAUCACGCCGAGCAGAUCGGCAUGAUGUCGCUUCAUAUAAUGGCGGCGGUGAUGAGCUUCGAGAUUCCGCAUUUGCCGAACGAGAAGCUGAUGAUACGAAUCGGAAUGCAUUCGGGACCGUGCGCCGCCGGCGUCGUCGGGCGAACCAUGCCGAGGUAUACGCUGUUCGGCGACACCGUCAACACGGCGUCGCGAAUGGAGAGCAACGGCGAGGCGUUGCGAAUCCAUUGCUCGGAAUUCACGCAUGUCGUCCUCAAAGACAUUGGCGGAUUCGAGAUGGAGGAGCGCGGUGUGCUGCCGAUCAAAGGGAAAGGCCAUAUGACGACGUAUUGGUUGAACGGACGGGCCGGCUACGAUUUUGCAAACAUUCCGAUUGAUGAGGACUUUGAGGAUGAGUUUGAGUUGUUCCCGUGGCAAAAUGCGAAAUCUGAACGAGGAUCGAGUUGGGGCGUCAAUCGCGAAUCGUCGCUAUCGCUUGCCAACGACAAAUGCUCGAAUUUCAUGAAGCGAAUCUCGCGAAGCAAUAUUCAGGAUUCGAGCUAUUUCAAUUCGUCGUCGAAUCGCGAAAUGCCGCGAUUGUGCGAAGAGGAUUAUUAUGACGACGGCGGCGGCGGCGCUAGGAAACGAAAGGCUAGCAAGAAGAAGAAGAAGUCAUGCAACAAGGCGACGUCGACGUAUGAUAAUGAUUCGAUAGCGCUUCGGAAACGAUCGACGUCGCUUCCCGACGGCGAAGUUUUGAAUCUUGAUUCGUUGGAAGGCGUCAGCUCGGUUCCGGCGAUUCCGUACACCAGACGAAGCACGAUCGGAUCGACCGUCUCGAUAUCGACGACGAAUAGCCAAUAUCCGUCUUAUCAAGAUUUGUGCGCGGUGCCUUAUCGACGAAAACGCGCCAUCGCCACCGUGUACCCGAUGCGGAAGCGAUCGUUGUCGGUCGGCGACGCGAUUCCCGCGAUCGCCGCCAUGGAGACGAACGUGUCGUGCACCAUCACCACCGCCGCCAACAUCGACGCCAUCGCCGUCGCCACACCGCAACUAUCGGCGAAACACAUUGACGUCGAGAGGGCGUCGAGUCCCGAAGACGGUGCCACCGUGCAGGUCGACGAUGAGAAGGCGCUGAUCGGCGGCGCGCUGAAGAGCAAAUAUUUUGGCGGCAGUAUGAAUCUGAACGGGAUGCGGAGUUGUCCGCAGGCGAGGCGAAAAGACAAAAAGUCGUUUCUGCGCGAUCCGUCGCCGCUGACGAGGCGAUUCCGCGAAGCGUCGCCGUUUAGUCGAAAGCCGUUUUGGAGUUCGAAAAGCGACAAUCGAGGCGAUUCGAUAACUCGAAUAUUCCGAAAAUGGACGACCGGACGAAGCGGGUCCGAAUAUGAGGAUUUGAAUAAUUAUGAGCUUUGCGAAGAGGACGGUUUCGAAAUGUGCGAGAAGGUCUCUGGUGCUAGAGUGAAUCGCUCUGUGUCAUGCUCACCGACGGACGGCGCCGAAUCCACCGACAACUCCGAGCCGCUUCUGACGAUGUCGCCAUCGGAUGGCUGCACGAAGCCGAUAACGGGUUGA